Messenger RNA from Symbiodinium natans, 567 nucleotides. Lineage: Eukaryota; Dinophyceae; Suessiales; Symbiodiniaceae. The record is from the annotation of a GenBank genome assembly.
AUGCUGCGGCUUCUGGCAGUUUGUGCUGCUCUUUAUGCGGCGGCGGGAGCAGCGGAUGGCCUGGUGAAGUAUCGGCUGAUUUGCGACGGUUGGUGGGGCGCACUCUGCCGGCGUUCGUUCGAUUCGACCGGGCACGCGCCCCAGAGAGAGGAGUAUGCCUUUGGUGAGAAAGCCGAUGCCUUCAAGUCGAUGGCCUCUGUGGUCGCCAGGAGCGGGAGCAGCACGAUGAUUGCCUCGGUGGGCAUCUCGACCCACGGCGAGAAGCAGAACCAAGACAUGGCAAGACGUUUCGGCUUCAUUCCUCAAGACAAAGAAGAGCUGGAAAGCAGCGACAUGGACAAGCUCUUCCCCAAAUUCAUGUACUUCAAGCCCGGUGAUGUGGAAGGGCAACUGUACAACGGGAAGGCCACAAAGGCAGCCAUGCUUAAGUUUCUGGGCAUCGAAGAAAGAACCUGCGACGUUCUGACCGGUGCCUUCUGCAGCGACGAGCAGAAGAGGCACCUGGAGUCCCUGGCGGGAAAGAGCUCCGAGGAGCUGGGCAAGCUCCUGAAGGCGCGCAGGGGCUGA